This is a messenger RNA of Oreochromis aureus, 2323 nucleotides long. Its product is annotated as B-cell receptor CD22-like. The transcript is spliced from 9 exons. Bases 39 to 1670 code for a protein of 543 amino acids. The record is from RefSeq and is a predicted model, not a curated record. NCBI's taxonomy places the organism in Eukaryota, Metazoa, Chordata, Actinopteri, Cichliformes, Cichlidae.
UUGAACUCUCUACAGAUGAAACACAUGUAAAGUACAGCAUGUCAGCAGAGAGUAAUUUCACUCUAACAAUCAAUAAUCUAACAGAGAGAGAUGCAAAUCUUUACUGCUGCAUUAAAACUGCUGACACAUCAAAGUGCCAACAAAGUGGAAUUCAUCUCCAAGUUACAGAGCUGCAGGUAAAGGUGAUUCCUGCCACAGAGGGACAGACAGUAACACUGAUGUGCAGCAGCAGCUGUCCUCUGACUGAAAAGCCUGCAGCCUACAUCUGGUACAAGAACAGAGAGUUUCUCUAUGAGGACUGGUCUCCCUGGUACCAAGAGCUGCUCAGCAGUGAGGAAGCAGUCACAUACUCCUGUGCUGUCAAAGGCUACGAGGAUCUCAGAGCCCCUGAAGUCUCUGUGGAUUCCAUCACACAGACCUGCUUCAGUGUGACCUAUGCUAAAGGGAGAAUGUGUUCUUCUCAGCAGACAUCAGUGGACGAGUCCUGCUCCAUCACAUAUCCCAGAGAAAUUCAUGUCCAGAGGACUCCUGCUGAACACAGAGGUCACAUCAGACUGACCUGUAACAGCAGCUGUUUUCUGACUGACCCUCUGAUUUCCUUUGUGUGGUAUGAGACCAGAAAGUCUACAGUGAAGGAGGGAAAACAGAUUCUAGUUUCCAGCUCUAAUCCAGACAGUUUGUCUUGUGCUGUAAAAGGUCUUGAGGAUGUGCGCUCUGCUGACGUCUGUGUUAAUGAUUCCUGCUGGAUGUUGAAUUAUGUCCACAGCAGAAUCUGUGCUCUGGAAGGAUCUUCAGUCAACAUCUCCAGUAAAUACUCACAUCCUGACUACGAGCAGAUACAGUCUAAAUGUUGGUAUAAAGUCAAGAGAGAAGCUGAACAGCUGACUGAGGAUGCAGAUCAUGUGGAGUAUGAUGACAGCAUGAAGAACCAACACAUCCUCAGAUUAAAGAAGCUGAAGAGAGAUGACUCAGCAGAAUACAGGUUCACCAUCACAACAGAAAAUGAAGAAGUGAAUCAGUCUGAUUUUCCUGGAGUUACUCUGAUUGUCACAGAGCUGAGAGUGAAGAUGAGUCCUUCUGCAGUGGUGACAGAGGGUCAGAGAGUCACACUGACCUGCAGUACCAGCUGUCCUCUGACUGACAACACAAACUACAUUUGGUACUUGAACAGUCGACCUCUGACCCCGAGAGAGAACCAGAACAAACAUCUGAUCCUAGACCCAGUCAGCAGGGAGGAUGCAGGAAGCUACUCCUGUGCUGUGAAAACCAACAAAGAUAUCAGCUCUGCUCCAAAGACUCUCACUGUCCAAAGUAUCACAGGAACAUGGACACCAGCAGCUGCAGGAGUUUCUGCAGCUCUGCUGCUUUUAAUACUUCUCACUGUCUGCUGGUGGAGGAGCAGAAAAAGGAGCACUUCUAGAUUAUCGCCAACGAGUGAAACAAUGGAAAACUUGGAGCAGGUAAAUUUUGGUCCCCAGCAUGACGACAUCUCAGCUCAACCAGCAGAGCAGGAACUUGACUACAGCGAGAUCAACUUGUCCAAGAACCAAACAGAACAUCCCUACUCCACUGUUCAGUCAUUUCAAGAACAGGAGCAUGUCCCCUACGCUGUUGUCAACUUCAGAGACAACACAACACCUGAACUCAAUGACCAGGCUGUGGACACCUAGAGACUGUACAACACAUCAACCUAAAGAAGAUGAAAUAUAACAACACAUCUGCCUGUACAGGACUUCAAUUGUUCUGUUCAUGAUGUCAGUAUUGCAUUCACUUCUUCUAUUUACUUUUUCUGAUGAGUAUGAACACACUGUGGUCACUCUUGACAGGGUUCUUUCAAACCCUCAUAGGAACUGAAACUAAUACAUUUGAAAUAGUUACCAGCUCUUUAUCUUGAGACAAUCGCUCUCAGGCUCUGUCUCACACCAAAUAAGAGGAAGCCUCAAAAGCAGCUCUUUAUCUAUAUGCAUCUCUGCAAGUCUACAGUCUAUGCAAGUGUCUUUCACACAUUACAAAGUCAUCAAUAUCUCAGGCUUUGCUCAACAUGCCAGCAAAAUUGUUCUAAAGAUCGUAUUAAAGAAAAAACAAAGAGUGGAGCUCAAUUUCCUGUCAAGUCAAAAAUGUCUUCAUCAUAAAUCCAUUGGAGAUUUAAAGGACAGACUUCAUAUUCAUGAACAUGUAACAAAUAUUUUGCAUUAGAAGCAAAAUAAUAAUUUUUACCCUUAAACAUAUUUCAGUCUUUUUUUCUUUGUCUGUGCAGAUCAAACAAACAAACACAAUAAAAUCUAAUAUUUUCAGCUGAACAUGAAACACAUUUAAACUGGUU